AUGGCCAGCGUAGCGAGCAGCGCCCCGGACCAGCGCCACCUCCGGCUGCUCGCCGCCGCCGCCCAGGCCAACGAGUCCCGCGUCCGCGACAUCCUGGCCGAGGAGCAGUCGUGGACGGCCACGCCCAACGACCGCGACGCCCUGCGCAGCGCCCUGCAGCGCGUGGCGGCGCGCGGCAACAUCGCCGUCGCCCGGCUCCUGCUCGCCCACGGCGCCGAGGUCAACCCGCGCCGCGACGGCGAGGUCGGCGCGCUCGCCAAGGCCGCCGAGGCAGGGCACGCGCAGCUCGCGGCCGAGCUGCUGCGGCGCGGCGCGGACCCCAACGGCGUGGGCCGCAGCGGGGCGCCCGUGCUGUUCGCCGCGUGCAUGCGCGGGCACAACGCCGUCGUCUCCCUGCUCCUGGACGCCGGGGCCGACGUCGACGCCCGGGACAAGGAGGGCCGCACGCCGCUGCUGUUCCUGGCGGCCGAGAAGCCCGGCCGGUGGAGCUUUGACACGCUGCGGCUGCUGCUGGCCGGGGGCGCCGACAUCGAGGCGCGGGACCACAUCGAGCGGACGCCGCUGCUGUGGGCCGCGACGCACGGCAACAUCCGCCUCGUCGACGCGCUGCUCAGGGGCGAGCUCGGCAAGGCGGCCGACAUCCAGGCGGCCAACAACCGCGGCCGCACGUCCCUGCACCUGGCCGCCGAGGGGAACCACGAGGAGAUGGUCGAGCUGCUCCUGAGCCACGGGGCUGAUACCCGCACCAAGAGCGACGGUGGCUGGACGGCCCUGCACAAUGCGGCGCAGAGCGGCCAUCUCGGCGUCGUGAAGCUCCUGCUGGAUGCUAAUGCCAAGGUCAACGCCGAGCUAUCGAACGGCAUGACGCCGCUGCACUGGGCUGCUUUCAACGGGCACGAGGAGGUGGUGAAACUUCUCCUGACGAGGCCCGAUGCCGACUUGACCACCAAGGACAGCUUCGACCGAACGCCCAUGCUUUGCGCCGCCGAGACGUACAACAAGGAUAUCGUGCAGCUUCUGUCCCCGGCCCGAGCCGGCGACAGGCUGUCGGCGGCGGCACAGAGCGCCUGCAAGUCGUUCGAGGCCACCAUUGUCGACUUUGGCCACUUCCAGCACGGCAGGAAGCAGCUCGUCUUCAAGCACUCGGUCCACGAUCUCCUGUACGGCUGGGACAGGGAGACCGACAAGCCAAAGAUCAACACGUGCACGAGCAACAUCAAGUACGAGCCGGCGUUCAGGUGGAUCCACCUGCCCGCGAACAACAUCGCCUGGGUCGAGACCCUGCUCGCCAAGCACUUUGUCGAGGGGGGCCACCGCGACAUCGAGGCCUUCAAGGCCCUGGAGAAGUGCUUCGACCAGGAGCACCGCGGCCCGUUGGCCCACGCGCACUUCAUGCGGACGUUCUGCCAGCGCAUUUCUGCCUCGCAGGGCGAGUCGCCGGACAGGGAUCGGGAGGAGAGGUCCCUCGCCUCGCUGAUGGAGGACCCGUCCGAGCUCAGCACGAUAUCCAGCCAGAACAGCGGUGCGAUGACGCCGCGGACAAAUCACAGCCACGGUGGUGGCGGCCACGAACAUGACUCGCCCAAGCCCGAUUCGAAGAAGAGCAAGUCGGAGCAGAUCGCCGAGAGGCAUCCGAAGCGCUCGAAGCGGGCGAAGGGUCCCCCCGGGAACCCGCCGAAGAACAAGGAUAACAAAACAGCAGCGAACAAGGGCCCUGCUCAGGUCGCGUGGGAUACUAAUAUCAGCAAGCUCUCGUCUUCCAACGGGAAGCUUGUCUUGUUUAUGCCCUUCCUACAUUUUGAGACGGACGAGAGACGCGCCAGGAUGAGCAAUGCGAUCAAGAGCGUGCGCGCCGGUGAAGACCUACCGGACACGGCCACUCGAGAUCUCAUGCUCAUCAAUGCAUACCUGAAUAACUCACCGCCCUUGCAUCCCCGCAGGACACUGGAUCAGUUCUUCUACCAUGGCAUAGACACGACAGCGAGAGACAGAGAUCAAGUUGUCUAUCGCUUUUGCAAGAGGCAUCACGUGGAGCCCAAAAUUUAUAUGGUUGAUCAGCUCUGGUUAUGGGUCCUUGGGCGAGGUGAGAAUACGAAGUUGUCUCUACCGAUCCUGUUUCUUACUAACAAGUGGCACUUCCUAGACUUGAUCAUCACCUGCUUCCCUCAACGCUGGGACCAGCCUAGACAGGACCCCUUGAACGUCCUGGACGGUAUCAUUGAGGAAACAAACGCAAAGACCAGGCCGCCAAUGCAGUCUGUCUACGAUCUAGCGAUGCUAAUCACAAACCGGUGUUCUGGCAUGUUUGACCGCCAUCGCUUGGACGACCAGGACUACCAGUUCCUAGACAUGUUUGAGAGCUCCAUCGGGCAUGUCACAAACAGGGAGAGCCAGCUGUUCUUGAGGUUCAACAGGGCCUCUGAUAUCUCAGCCCAGCUGCUGCAGCACAACCGGCGGCACCGCAGACGCGCGUCCCGGCAGUUCUCGCGCGACACGGGCGGGCGCAUCAAGGAGCAGGACCCCCUGGUGCUCGACGCGCUCCUCGACAUCGGCAUCGAGACGGCCCUGCUGGCCGAGAUCAAAGACAUCCGUGACGAGCUCAACAUCAUCGCCGUCAUCCUUGACUCGCAGAGCUCGAUCCUGCACGAGUUCGAGGGCCAGGUCGUCGAGGAGCUGCGGACGGAGGGAGGGGGCGGCGGCGGCGGCGGCGGCGGCGGUACGCGCAGGGUCGUCGACGCCGUGGCGGCCGAGAUCCGCAAGCGGUCGCGCGAGCAGAAGCGCCUGCUCGAGGUGCACCGCAAGGACGUCGAGCGCAUGGACCGCCAGGCCGAGAGCAUCUACAUGAGCCUGACGCACCUGCUCGACCUCAAGCAGAAGCACUCCAACGCGCUCGAGGCGCGCUUCGCGCGCGACCAGGCCGAGAUCGCGGCGCGGCAGGGCCAGACCAUCAUGGUCUUCACCAUCGUCACCAUCGUCUUCCUGCCCAUGUCCUUCAUCGCCGCCUUCUUCGCCAUCAACUUCCGGGAGUGGGACGACGGGCGGCUGACGCUGGCGUACGUGUCCAAGUACAUGUUUGGCAUCGGCCUCGGCAUCUCGAUCCCGCUCGUCGCCAUGGCCUUCACGGUCAACGACAUCUUUGACGCCGUGCGGGGCGUGCUUCUCGGUGUCAAGGACGCUGUGUUCCGGAGGGACGAGACGAGUAAGCGGCGGACGGUCGACGAGGCGCUGCUGCUCCCCGAGGAGCCGUCGCGUCCAAGGCUGGAGGCAUAUCCGUCGUCUAGGGGGCGGCCUUCGCUCGCAGACGACGCCUAUUCAGGCAGAGUUCGAGCCCGGCAGGGCGGGUAUCUCGGCCGCGGAGUGAGCUAUGAGAAGUCGUAUGAAGGCCAUGGGCUGGGCACGCUUCCUUCGCCGACGCGAGCGCCGGGAGCGAGGAAGUUCAGCUUGGGCAGCGGGAAUGCAGUGUCGUGGAUGAGGCCUAGCUACGAUAGGAGCAAGAGGCGCAGUGAAGAUUUAGAAAAUGGGAGAAGCGAGUUUCCUGGGAGUAGAUCGCCAGUUUAG
Molecule: messenger RNA, 3558 nt
Organism: Thyridium curvatum
Lineage: Eukaryota; Fungi; Ascomycota; Sordariomycetes; Thyridiales; Thyridiaceae
Exons: 2
Coding region: 1-3558 (1185 amino acids)
Biological process (GO): metal ion transport; transmembrane transport
Cellular component (GO): membrane
Molecular function (GO): metal ion transmembrane transporter activity; protein binding
Source: RefSeq, a predicted model, not a curated record